This is a messenger RNA of Ziziphus jujuba (common jujube), 1340 nucleotides long. Its product is annotated as coatomer subunit epsilon-1. Gene Ontology annotation, biological process: intra-Golgi vesicle-mediated transport; retrograde vesicle-mediated transport, Golgi to endoplasmic reticulum; endoplasmic reticulum to Golgi vesicle-mediated transport. The transcript has 7 exons. Bases 209 to 1087 code for a protein of 292 amino acids. Gene Ontology annotation, cellular component: COPI vesicle coat. Gene Ontology annotation, molecular function: protein binding; structural molecule activity. Lineage: Eukaryota; Viridiplantae; Streptophyta; Magnoliopsida; Rosales; Rhamnaceae. The record is from RefSeq and is a predicted model, not a curated record.
UUUGCACCAAAUUGGAAUUUCACAAACGCUGGUGCAUUUCCAAAAGUGAAACACAUUCUCCUUCUUCUUUCCCAAGAACACUCUUUCUCUCUCUCUCUCUGUGCCUGAGUGGAUCAGAAGGAGUUUUUGAGUUUAGAGUUUGAAAUUUGAUCAGAUCUAGAAAUAGAAAAGGGGGGCAAUUGAAGCAGCAAAAUCAAUAGCAAAAGCAAUGGCAACAGCGACAGCGCCGGACCACCUAUUCAAUUUGAGGAACAACUUCUACUUGGGAGCCUACCAGGCCGCCAUUAACAACAGCGAUCUCCCAAAUCUCUCCCCUGACGACGCCAUCGAGAGAGACUCCCUUGUCUACCGCUCUUACAUCGCCCUCGGCAGCUACCAGCUUGUUAUCAAUGAGAUCGAUUCCUCUGCCGCCACGCCUCUCCAGGCCGUCAAGUUGCUCGCUCUGUACCUCUCUAGCCCCGAUAACAAGGAGUCGACAAUCUCUAGCCUGAAAGAGUGGUUGGCAGAUCCAGCGAUUGGAAACAACCCAAUCCUUAGGCUCAUUGCUGGGAUCAUAUUCAUGCAUGAACAGGACUAUAACGAGGCUCUCAAACACACUAAUGCCGGAGGGACUUUGGAACUGCAUGCACUAAAUGUUCAAAUAUUCCUGAAAAUGCAUAGAUCAGAUUAUGCAGAGAGACAGCUGAGGGUGAUGCAGCAGAUUGAUGAAGACCACACUUUGACUCAACUCGCCAAUGCCUGGUUAAAUCUGGCAGUGGGUGGCGCCAAGAUACAGGAAGCAUAUCUUAUCUUCCAAGAUUUCUCUGAGAAGUAUCAGAUGACGAGCCUGAUCUUGAAUGGUAGAGCUGUUUGCUGCAUGCACAUGGGAAACUUUGAUGAAGCUGAAACACUGCUACUUGAAGCACUAAACAAGGAUGCGAAGGAUCCAGAAACUUUAGCCAAUUUGGUUGUAUGCUGUCUUCACCUUGGUAAACCACCUUCCCGCUUUCUCAGCCAAUUGAAACUUUCACACCCAGACCACAUCCUCAUCAAACGGGCAACUGCUGCCGAAGAGAGCUUCGACAGAGCAGUUCAAUCAGUUGCUUGAAGACUCACGGAUGGUUUAGUGAAGAGCUGAAUGGUCUAAAGAAUUAUUCUUUCAUCUUUUUUUUUUUUUUUUUUCUCCUGAUGGCUGUUCUUUUUGAUUUUGUAAGCUAAGAACAUAUAAAUUGAAUGGAAAAGAUAUGUUUGGUGAUAGAAUUCAAAUCAUUAUUGGAUAGAGUCCCUAAUAUGAUAUUUUUGUGUGAAUUACAAAAUCUUCUAUGAAAUUAUACUCAACUUUCUUCAAAUUAUAUCAAUAA